AUGGCUAAUGAGGAAGAGAGCUUUCUUGCUCUGGUGCAUUGCUCUGGAAAAAUAAAAAAAAGCAAAAGCCAUGGUGUGAAGUUCACCGACAGAGAACCACUAAGUAUGUUUAUCAGUUCGUCUAUGAGUUUGUCGGACUUGAAGACCAGCAUCUUGGAGAAGCUUGGCGUGUUGGGUUCCAAGUGGGUGAAGAAACUAUUCUACAAGAUUCCAAUGGCGGUUGUCUCGACCGGUGUUCAGUACGAAACCUUUGCGGUUAAGUCUGAUGAAGAUAUUAGGGUUCUGUUCUACUGUGUAAGGAGUUUUCCGGAGAUCAGAAUCCAUGAGUUGUUUGCGAAGUUGGAGGUUGGUGUCGAUAGUUCUGGGGCAUCCGCUCCAGUUCCUUGCGUAGCUUCCGCUGGUGGUGCAUCUAGUUCGAUGCCUCCGGUCAGACCGCAUCUUCCGCCGGUUCAAUCACCUUCUUUUGCGGCUGACUUACAACAAACGGAGGUUGUUGGUUCUGUCCCUUUCGAGCCUGCAGCAGUCAUUGAGCCGCCCAACGUCGUGGGCACCGGUGGUGGCCUCGUGCCUUAUCUCGAAGACUUUGGUGGACCUGAUCAUAUAGAGAAUGCAAUGCGUGACGAUGAAUCUGAAGAGGAGCCUGUUGAUAUCGAUGGUGACAGCGACGAAAACAGAGGCGGCGAUCCAGAUGCGCAACAUCGGCCUUCAAGUUCUGCUUCUCAUCAAUACCCUCCACACUUCUCGACACUAAACUUGGAAGCUCUUGAAUUUGAGAUUGGGCAAUCUUUUCAGAGUAAAGAUGAAGCUGUGCUCAGUGUGAAGGACUAUAGCAUCCGGCGAGGUGUUGAGUACAGAGUCAUCGAAUCGGAUCAUUUGAAGUAUCAUGGAAAAUGCAAGCAAUUCGGCAAGGGUUGCACUUGGUUGAUUCGUGUAGCGCUUCGUGCACGAAAGGGAACUUGGGAGGUUAGGAGGUACAACGGGCCACACACGUGCCUCGCAACUUCUAUAUCAAGUGAUCACCGUCAGCUGGAUUAUAACGUUAUAUGUGCGAGGAUUCUUCCUAUGGUUAGGGCGGAUGCUGCGGUUACGGUAAAGGUACUUCAAGAAGCGACAGAAGCUGAUUACGGUUUCAGGCCUAGUUACAGGAAGGUCUGGUUGGCUAAGCAGAAGGCUGUGGCAGAAAUAUAUGGAGAUUGGAAAGAGUCUUACGCGGAACUGCCCCGUUGGAUGCUAGGGAUCCAGGCAACAAUGCCGGGAACAAUCACGGUGCUGAAGACGUCUCCGGUUCAGAUUGGUGGUGCUGUUGAUGAGUCGAGGGUGUACUUUCACCGACUUUUCUGGACAUUUCCACCCUGUAUCGAGGCUUUCCGGCAUUGCAAGCCACUCGUCAGUAUUGAUGGUACCCACUUGUAUGGGAAGUAUGGAGGGACGCUCCUGUUGGCUAUAGCUCAGGACGGAAACUCGAACAUCCUCCCGGUAGCAUUCGCCCUUGUAGAGGGGGAAAAUGCAGAGUCGUGGUCAUUCUUCUUGUCAAACCUACGAGAGCAUGUGACUCCUCAGGAGGGUAUCCUAGUUAUCUCAGACAGGCAUAAUGGGAUCAAGGCGGCCCUUGAGGCACCUGAGAAUGGAUGGCUGCCUCCUCGUGCAUUCCGGGCCUACUGUAUAAGGCAUGUGGCCGCCAAUUUCGCCCUAACGUUCAAAGGUAAGGACUCAAGGAGGUUACUGGUCAAUGCUGCCUACGCCAAGACUGAGGGUGAGUUUUACUACUGGUUCGACAUCAUGCGGACUGAGAAUCCAGCAAUGUGUGACUGGGCCAACCGUAUGGAGUAUGACAAAUGGACCCAACAUGAGGAUGCUGGUCGACGGUUCGGGCACAUGACCACAAACAUCAGUGAAUGUGUGAACUCCGUGCUAAAGGGAACUCGCAACCUCCCUGUCACAUCAUUGGUUAAGUCAACCUACGGGAGGCUUGCUCAGCUAUUUGUAGUCCGGGGACAGACAGCAGAGGCACAACUCGGAGCCGGCCAUGAAUUCUGUCAGGCAUUGGUCAAGGCUAUUGAUCGGAACCUUAGAGACUCCAGGUGCUUUACUGUGACAUUAUACGACAGGCACCAACUAGAGUACACCGUGGCUGAGACAACACCAACGGGGACGUUCUCUCUUGGUAGCUACAGAGUUUUCCUUAAAGAUCACCGAUGCGAUUGUGGGCACUUCCAGGCGCUGCAUUAUCCAUGUUGCCACGCCAUUGCCUGUUGCGCCUACUCCCGGCUAAACUGGGCGUCAUAUGUUCAUGAGGUGUAUCGUAUGACUGAGGUGUUCAACGUUUACAAUCAUGGGUUUCUCCCACCUAUUCCUGAAGGCCUGUGGCCUCCAUAUGGUGGCCCAACUAUUAUUCCUGACCCUAAUCUGCGGCGGGCAAAGGAAGGUCGUCCAAAGUCAACCAGGAUCCGAGGAAGCAUGGAUCAGUCUCAACAGAAUCAGCCGAAGCGUUGUGGGUUAUGCCGUCAACCUGGGCAUACGCGAAGGAACUGUCAGCAGCGAUCACAAAGUGGUGGAGGGGAUGCUUAG
Molecule: messenger RNA, 2568 nt
Organism: Arachis stenosperma
Lineage: Eukaryota; Viridiplantae; Streptophyta; Magnoliopsida; Fabales; Fabaceae
Exons: 2
Coding region: 1-2568 (855 amino acids)
Molecular function (GO): zinc ion binding
Source: RefSeq, a predicted model, not a curated record